ACUUUAAUAUUUUUUUUUCUCUUUCCUUCAGACUUUCUUCCCCAAUCCAGAACCGAAUUAUUAUCAAUAAUAACACAUCAUCGACUUCUUGCCAUUGCAGGCUUUGGCAAUCCGUCCUCCCAUUUUCUCAUUUCCCAUGAUCCAUUUCUUCCCUUAGAUACCUAGUCUAGUUCCAGGCUCUCGUUGUCCUUAUUUCCCUCUCCUUGCCACCGACCUAUCUUUCCAAACCUUGCCGGCCGUUCUCCCCUAACAGCUAUAGUUAUCUUUCACAAUGAUGUCAAGACGGCUUCUUACAGCCGCGCGAAUAUUGCGCCGGCCCAUGCAGCAGCAACCGUUGCGAGGCAGCAUCCCAAUGCCGCUACUGAUGACCCAAGUUCGCACCUAUGCGCAAACCAUCGUCAAAGUCCCGCAAAUGGCCGAAUCUAUUACAGAAGGUACCUUAAAACAGUGGAAUAAGAAGGUUGGCGAGUACGUCGAGCUGGAUGAGGAGAUUGCAACAAUUGAGACCGACAAGAUUGAUGUCGCUGUCAAUGCUCCCGAAGCUGGUGUAAUAAAAGAGCUCCUUGCCAACGAGGAAGAUACCGUUACCGUGGACCAGGAGAUUGCUAAGAUCGAAGCGGGCGCGGCUCCUGAGGGCGGUGAAAAAAAGCCUGAUGCACCCAAGGAAUCGCCCAGCAGGGAGGAGGCUUCUACCGAAUCCCGUCCAGCGCCGGCGGAAGCUGAAAACAAACCAGAACCGACGAAAUCGGAAUCGAAACCGGAAUCGCCGAAGCCCCAGCCACCUGCACCGGAACCGAAGAAGGAGUCAGCCCCGAAACCAGCUCAGCCAACGAAGGAAUCCUCAGCCACCACUGGUCCCGUCUUGGGAAGCCGGGAAGAAAGGCGAGUCAAGAUGAACCGCAUGCGCCUGCGGAUUGCCGAACGUUUGAAGCAAUCGCAGAAUACGGCAGCGUCGCUGACAACCUUCAACGAAGUUGAUAUGUCGUCCCUCAUGGAGUUCCGGAAGCUCUACAAAGAUGAAGUUCUCAAGAAGAGUGGGGUUAAGCUGGGGUUCAUGAGCGCAUUCUCUCGCGCAAGUGUUCUGGCGAUGCGGGAUAUUCCAGCCGUGAAUGCUUCGAUCGAGGGAGAAAACGGUGGCGACACCAUUGUAUACCGAGACUAUGUUGACAUUAGCGUAGCUGUCGCUACAGAAAAGGGUCUAGUCACUCCGGUUGUCCGCAAUGCCGAGUCAAUGGACAUGGUCGGGAUUGAGAAGGCCAUCGCGGAUAUGGGCAAGAAGGCUCGAGAUGGGAAGCUUACAAUCGAGGACAUGGCCGGUGGUACAUUCACCAUCAGCAAUGGAGGCGUAUUCGGCUCUCUCAUGGGUACGCCCAUCAUCAACCUCCCUCAGUGCGCUGUGUUAGGUCUCCAUGCGAUCAAGGACAGAGCCGUCGCCGUAAACGGCAAGGUUGAGGUUCGGCCUAUGAUGUACCUUGCCUUAACCUACGACCACCGCCUUCUCGAUGGCAGGGAGGCAGUCCAAUUUUUGGUUAAGGUCAAGGAAUAUAUCGAAGAUCCUCGGAAGAUGUUGCUAGGCUGAAUGUUAAUUACACGGAAUUGCUACUAAAUCAUGGCGGUGAGAAUAUGUAAGGCUUUAAAGUGUACAGUAUAGCGGUUGUUUGGUAUGCCUUUAUUCGUGAGGAUUUUAAUAAAUAUUUUAAACGAGUAAACCGUUUAAUUAAAUGAAUAAUUUCGUACCGUA
Messenger RNA from Annulohypoxylon truncatum, 1741 nucleotides. Its product is annotated as 2-oxoacid dehydrogenase acyltransferase. The transcript is spliced from 2 exons. Gene Ontology annotation, biological process: tricarboxylic acid cycle. Gene Ontology annotation, molecular function: dihydrolipoyllysine-residue succinyltransferase activity. The record is from RefSeq and is a predicted model, not a curated record. NCBI's taxonomy places the organism in Eukaryota, Fungi, Ascomycota, Sordariomycetes, Xylariales, Hypoxylaceae. Gene Ontology annotation, cellular component: oxoglutarate dehydrogenase complex. Bases 272 to 1579 code for a protein of 435 amino acids.